AAGGAACCAGGCACCUUUUUCUACUUGGUUUUACUGUCCGUUUCGCAGAUAUACUGAAGUACUGUCAGUGCAGAUCUGUUUGAGUGCACUACCAUCUUCAAAUCCCUGUGCACACUGGAUAAGUGGCUUCCUAAUCUAUGCUGCCUAAGAUGGUCCGGAAGCUGAGACAGGCUACUCAUGCCCCCCAAGAUGCCUCGACUGCACCAGCAACAUUUAAUGAUGGACUGCCACUACCGAAAUUAUUUGCCUUUGAUCUAGAUUACACACUGUGGCCGUUCUGGGUUGAUACACAUGUUAGCGCUCCCGUGAAGCCAAGAGACAACAACUCUCGCUGCGUGGAUAGAUGGGGUGAAUCCUUCGCCUUCUACCCCGCAGUUUCUUCUAUUGUCCAUGCAUGCAAAAGCCGGUCCAUCCCUCUCGCCCUGGCAUCUCGAACACAUGCUCCCGAUCUUGCACGCGAUAUGCUCAAAGCCCUUCACAUCAUCCCGACGUUCUCUGAUAACCCUGCGGCCAAUACUAAAUCCGCUCGGGCUCUGGAUUAUUUCAAUUACAUUCAGAUCUUCCCCGCAACAAAGACACAGCAUUUUGCACGAAUUCACCAAGCGAGCGGCAUCCCCUAUGAGGACAUGCUCUUCUUCGAUGAUGAGUCGCGGAAUAGAAAUGUUGAGACGGAGCUUGGGGUCACGUUCUGUCUCGUCAGAGACGGAAUGACCAAGGAGGAAGUUGACCGUGGGGUCUGGGCCUGGAGAAAGAGGAACAGUAUAAAGGCUCCCGAGCAAAAUGAGAAUGGGCAAGUGCAGAUUUGAGGGGUGGCAUAUCAUUGGAUUGGUUUUUACAUGGUUACGGACUUGGAUUUGGUUGGGUUUUCCAUGAAGACUAUGCUGUAUAUACACAAGAUACCCUGACUUUAUAUGCUAAAUUUACAACAACUAGAUCAUGAGAUUAAACGAUGCAUUUUGUCAAACAUGGUUCCUUUCCUUGGAUCCCAAGAACGAA
Monascus purpureus is the source of this 996-nucleotide messenger RNA. The record is from the annotation of a GenBank genome assembly. NCBI's taxonomy places the organism in Eukaryota, Fungi, Ascomycota, Eurotiomycetes, Eurotiales, Aspergillaceae.